This is a messenger RNA of Penicillium brevicompactum, 756 nucleotides long. RefSeq lists its product as uncharacterized. NCBI's taxonomy places the organism in Eukaryota, Fungi, Ascomycota, Eurotiomycetes, Eurotiales, Aspergillaceae. The transcript has a single exon. The record is from RefSeq and is a predicted model, not a curated record. Bases 1 to 756 code for a protein of 251 amino acids.
AUGGAAAACUAUGAGCUCAACUUGGUGGGAAGCCCGGAUGGCAGCGAGCAAUCAUGUGCUUUGAAGUCAGAAAUCACUGAUGAGGAUUUUUUCAAGCCCAUGGGAUCUGAAAUACUACUUCCUCAACUCUAUCAAGCUUGGAGUGUGCGCCAGCUCGACGAAUUGGGACAAGAAGGUCUGCAGCACCACCUCGUAUAUUGGUAUAUAUCUAACUGCUACUUAGAGACAAUUGUUCUCCUUCAACUAAAUUACAACCGAUAUUGCGGCACUCCAUGCAACAUAACUCUCUUCCACUGUUGUCGCUACUUGUUCCAAAGCAAUAAGAUGGUGUUCUACCUUCCCGAGAUAUAUGCAGCCAUGAUUCACACAAACCCAUUCUCAGCUCUCCGCGGUAAUGCUGGAACAACUAUUCGAAACUUGCUAUAUUCUGAAGCCAAGGAUACCACCAACAGCUUUGGGGGCCGCUAUAUAUCAUUUCUCGCAGCUAGUCUAUACGAGGAAGUGUCAGUUCGCUGGGAUGGAGAGAUGAUCAGUGAGCGGGAUAAGUAUCACCUCACACUCCGCUCAGGGGCAGUGACACAGCUGAAGCACGACGGGGUGAUGAAAUGGACUGUUCAUAUUUCAUGGAAUGACUUUUCUGGCGGGAUAGAUGUUAGCGGAGAACUCGAGGAUAUCAUGGCACGAUUUUGGUGGCCUAGGAUGGAAGAAAUUUCGGAGGAAGGGGCAUCCGAGUACUCUGUGUAUUCCACUUAUUAA